Austrofundulus limnaeus is the source of this 1975-nucleotide messenger RNA. It is a transcript of the gene nop9, whose product is annotated as NOP9 nucleolar protein. The record is from RefSeq and is a predicted model, not a curated record. Gene Ontology annotation, molecular function: RNA binding. Gene Ontology annotation, biological process: endonucleolytic cleavage in ITS1 to separate SSU-rRNA from 5.8S rRNA and LSU-rRNA from tricistronic rRNA transcript (SSU-rRNA, 5.8S rRNA, LSU-rRNA); ribosomal small subunit export from nucleus; endonucleolytic cleavage to generate mature 5'-end of SSU-rRNA from (SSU-rRNA, 5.8S rRNA, LSU-rRNA). NCBI's taxonomy places the organism in Eukaryota, Metazoa, Chordata, Actinopteri, Cyprinodontiformes, Rivulidae. Gene Ontology annotation, cellular component: preribosome, small subunit precursor; nucleolus; 90S preribosome.
ACAAGACCGAACAUCUGCAACACUCUACGUACAUCCAGCCUCGCCGAGCUUCAGAACAAUGCUGGCAAAAGAGGAAAAGCAGCAGAAAGGAGAACGAAGCAAGAGGAGACACCCGGGUGAAGACGGGAGAGGAGAAAAGAGGAAGAGAAAGGAUGGUGAAGAGCGACCAGGAGCUAAGAGAGGCGCUGGGAAGAUGCGACUGGAUGCAAUGAGUGUCGGCUAUUUCCGCCGGGUCGGGGAAAGACUCGGUGACGGCUUCGAAGAUGAUGAGGAGAGAGGGAUGUUCGUGGAGAACGUCCUCACUGAGGUGAAAGGUAGAGCUGCCCUGGUGGCGAUGGACCCAACAGGAAGUGUCACUCUGCAGCGGCUGCUCCAGCUGUCCAGCCUCCAGCAGGUGGGAGCGGUGCUGCUCCAGCUGGGGGGAGAAGCAGGCUCUGGGUUUAAGGCGGUUUCUUGUGACCCGUGCGGGGGACACGUAAUGGAGGACGCACUCAGACAGAUGUCCAGGUGGAACGAAACACAGACAGAUUCUGCUGCCACCACAGAAGAAGAAGAAGAAGAGCAGGAGGGCAGCGAGUUGUUGGAGGCCCAGGUGUUGUCUUUGAGUAGGGCGGUCAGAGGCAACGUCGCCGACUUCAUCAGACAAGUUCACGGCUCACAUGUGGUCCGCACUCUUCUCCACGUGCUKGGGGGCUGCAUCGGACCACCUCGCACAGAGACUCGUCCAGGCAGAAAAGAUGGCAGCCGUGCUCCCCAGCUKACUGACUUUGAGAUCCCCACGUCGUUCUGGUUCGAGCUGAAGAGUCUCACAGAGAGCUUGAUGGAGAACAUUAACUUAAGUGUUACAGAUGCUGUUGCCAGUGCAGUUUUCCAGACCAUGCUGACUGUAUGCCACAGAAAACGUCCCAAACUCUGCAAACAGCUGCUGAAACGCAGCACGGAGUACCUGACGGGACACAGUGCUGCUCCUGGAGUCAGUCCACUUCUGGUCUUUUUAAAGGAUCAGACUUCCAGUCACCUGGUAGAGACCAUCAUUCAGCUGUCCCACAAGCCUCUUCUCCGUGACCUCUACAAAAACCACCUGAGGGGUCACCUGGUCGACCUGGCCCUCCAUCCCAUCGCCAACUUCCCCGUCCAGAGGCUAACCGCGGCCUCGGCCAAAUAUAAAAUGUUCCUCAAGCUGUUCGACGAGCUGGUCCAGGGCGUAGAGGCCAUCUUGGCUGCAGGUCACAUGGGCGUGAUCGUCCAGCUGGCAGAAAGCUGCGCAGAAAGUGGAGAAAAGCAGCAGGAUAUCAUGCAGUGCCUUCUUAAUGCUUUCCACUGCGCCGAGCCCGGCUCUCGACACGUCAGCUGCCUCCCUCUCUUCAUGUCCCUGGUCACCUUUGAGGUGUACUACCAAUCUGAAGCAGCAGGUGGCAGCACACAGAAAGAGGUUCCCCUGACCAUCUGCUACCACGGCUCCCUGCUGGUCCAAGCACUGGCUAARUUUAAAGAGCACUCGAUCCUCCUCAGCAGCCUGCGUACUCUGAGCCCCGCUGACCUCCUCACUCURGCUUCGGACCCUGCUGGCAGCCACGUCCUCCAGGCCCUCAUCACCACCUGCAGUGACAAAGGCCGGGGCAAGAUCCUCAAGCGACUGGAGGGACAGUUUGUCCCGAUGGCKUGCUCGAGGUUGGGCAGCCGUGUGCUCGAAGCUGCGUGGAACAGCGCCACCAUCAGUCAAAGACAAAGCAUCGCACAGGAACUCGCUCCGUGUGAAAACCAGCUGAGGUCAAAUCAGUUCGCUCGGCACGUUUGGGCAAAGUUUUCUCUCUCCCACUUCGUGGACAGAAAAGCCAAAUGGCAGGAAAUCCAGACGGGCGAGUUCAAGAAGAGGAAGCUUUUCAGUGAUAUUCUUGACUAAAAAGUUUAUAUCUUUAUAAUCUUUUUUUUCCUCUUUGUUAUAACAAAUGAAUUAAAAUAUAUUAUUUUUAAA